Ictalurus furcatus (blue catfish) is the source of this 1245-nucleotide messenger RNA. RefSeq lists its product as uncharacterized. The record is from RefSeq and is a predicted model, not a curated record. Bases 1 to 1086 code for a protein of 361 amino acids. The transcript is spliced from 3 exons. NCBI's taxonomy places the organism in Eukaryota, Metazoa, Chordata, Actinopteri, Siluriformes, Ictaluridae.
AUGUGGACGAGGUCCUUUGUCAGCUCUGUCAGCACAUGUUUUAUUUUAACAGUGAGCUGGGUUUUUUUGCCUGUGAUUUAUGUUUGUAUCUGUAGAGUUGUGCUGAAGAACACAGCUGAGGCUGUUAUCAUUCCACUGAAAAAUGGCAUCUCCUCCCUGAAUGGAGUCUACGAGGCCCUGAUUAAGGCAGAUGUAGAUCCUAUUACUGGGCAAUGCUCCAACUACAACUACAUCAGACAGCAGAUAGUGCAGGCUCAUCAACACCUGCAGAGGUCAGAACAGGUGGCCAAUUCGGGGUUAAAGAGUCUGGAUGAAAGCUUAGAGAGAUUUACAGAAGAUGAGGGAAAACUGGAACGUGAUAUAAAUGAUACAGAAAAAACUUUAGACAACUUAAGAACAAAGCAGGCAUUUAAUGAAAAAUUACUCAGAGAAUGCCAGGGAUCUCUGGAGCUGGCCAGGACAAACCUGAAUUCAACAAAACAGAUACUUCAGGAACAGGAAAGUAGAAAACACAAUGCUGAAAUAGUCACAGGUGUUGGCGCAGGGCUGAUGGUUAUACCAUUCAUUGGAUGGAUUGCAGGUUCUGCCAUGAUGAUUGGUGGUGCAGUUGAAAUGGAUCAAGCAGAAAAUGCUGUCAGAGAGGCUGAAGAAGAGGUGAGAAGGUCUUACAAUGAAGUGAAAAAUUACGAACAUAAAGUAUUGGACUACGAGUCCAAGAUUUCCUAUACCAGUCAUGACAUCAGUCAGAAAAAUGAUAAGCUGAAGAUGGCACGUGAAGGAAUCCAGAAAGUGAAGAAGCAGAUACAGGCUGUUGCUGAUUUCCAGAGCAAAGCGAGAAGGGCCGUCCAGUUCCUGGGUGUUCUGAGUGGGAGGGCCAGCGUAGCUGAACAUCAGACUCGCAGAUUCAUCCUCCAGGAGCCUGUGAUGAAGGUGAUGGAGGAUGUUAUGAACGCAAUGAAGGAGAUCACAGGGAAUGAGCUCCUGUACAACAAAGACAUGAUGAGACUCAUCGAUCAAAUGAAGGAGAACAACCUACGCCUGGCAGCCAUCUGUGCCUCAGAGAAAAAUGCUGUGGACGACUACUGACAGACUUUCAUUGUUAAUAACAUGCAUUGGUGUAAAAAAAAAAAAAUUAAAAAAUCAAAGGCUUUUCAUGUACUAGGUGCAUAAUUUUCAUGUUCUGUUCCCUACUCUGUCCCAUUGCACCAGCAUUGUAGUUAUAACAUUUCUUUUAAAAUUGCCAAA